AUGGAGCUGCCUUGCUGCUCCCUCCAGCGCCCGAGCCUCCUCCUCUGCUUCGCCCCCUCCUCUGCUCCCUCAGCCAUGGCGCUCCGCCGCCCCUCGCCUGGACCCGUCAAGCCCCGCCACCGGCUUGUUGCUCUGCUCGACCCCGACCUCGCCGGCUUCGCGCGCCUGCUCGCAUCCAGCCCCGUGGCCCGGGAGCUGGCCGUCGCGCCGUUCCCCGACCUCCACCAUCCCGCUUCGAGCUCUGCCCUCACCGCGUCCUCCCUCUGCCUCCUCGCCAUGGCCGCCGCGUCUCCCUCUGCAGGGCCAGGCCGCACCGCACGUCCUCCUCGUCAAGCCCCCGUCGCCCGAGCGCACGAGGAGAGGAGCUCCUCGAGCACCUGCGCUUGCAUCCGCUCGUUCCCUCCGUUUUGGUCGGAGUUCGCCGGAGCCCGAGCACCGGCCGCCUUGCACCCGCGAGCACCACCACCUCCAGCGCGCCGCCGUACCUCCGCCGCCCGGCGACCUUCUGCAUCCACCUACAGCAACUCUCCCUGCGACCUCCUCUUCAUCACCGCCUCGUGCCGUCCCUGCCGACUCCGACCAGGGAGCCCCGCCGCUCGCCUGAGUGUGGCAGCCGCCUCCUAUUCGUGCUGCAUCGUCUUGUUCGCAGGCACUUCCUUGCCACAAGUGCUCCUGACUGAGACCCUCAAGUCAUCUACACGGAGCCCAAGUCCGAAGACUACCGUGGACGUGUGCCUCGUGUCACCUGGAUCGUCAAGUACCGUCUCCGGGAUUCACCAAGUACCACGACGUCGGUGUCCCUCCAAGUGUGAUGUUGGAACAUGCAUAGCUGCCGUUGCCGAAGACUCGGGUAGCGAAAACGCCAAGUUCCUCUCCGCCGUGAACCACUACUUCCACAACAUGUCGUGUACGACUACCGUCGCUCGGAUUCGACAAGACAACGUGUACCACGACACUGGCGACAUGAACAUCUACGAAAUGUGUAUGACUAUAUGA
Messenger RNA from Aegilops tauschii subsp. strangulata, 996 nucleotides. NCBI's taxonomy places the organism in Eukaryota, Viridiplantae, Streptophyta, Magnoliopsida, Poales, Poaceae. The record is from RefSeq and is a predicted model, not a curated record.